UCACUAUAGUAACAAGGAGGUGCAGAAAAAACGGAGCACUCACAUGGUCUUCAAGCUGUAUUCACGGGGGGCUCGGCAUGAGGAGCCUCUGCAGGAAGGCUAGACGGAAUAGGGGGGAAGCUCAGACGGCGGCCACGGUCCUGUAUCGCGCCAAAGGGCGCUUCGUCAGGCCGGAUAAUCGUCAUAGCGUUCCUCCUUGCUUUUUAGCCAAUGCUGUGAAUGAACAAAGAAGGUGAAACAGGUGAAAGAAUCCCAUCCUAAACAGUCAUGGCCUUGGCUGGAGUCCGAGUGCUGGAACUGGCUGGACUGGCCCCGGCCCCCUUCUGUGGAAUGAUACUUGCAGACUUCGGGGCCAAAGUCAUCCGGGUGGAUAGAUCCAAUACAACGUAUUCAAGCGACUCUAUGGCACGGGGUAAAAGAUCUAUAGCCUUAAAUCUGAAGAGUGUGGAAGGGAUUGGUGUCCUGAAGAAGUUAUGUCAGCAAUCAGAUGUCCUGAUCGAGCCUUUCAGACAUGGUGUGAUGGAGGGUCUGGGCCUGGGUCCUGAUGUUAUCCUAAAAGAAAACCCCCGACUCAUAUACGCACGGCUGACUGGAUUCGGGCAGUCUGGGAAAUAUGCAAAGUCAGCAGGUCAUGAUAUUAACUAUGUCUCCAUGUCAGGUUUGCUUUCAAGACUUGGAAGAAAGCAUGAGAACCCAACUUUCCCGCUGAACCUCCUUGCGGACUUUGCCGGCGGAAGCUACAUCUGUGCCUUGGGGAUUGCCAUGUCUCUUUUUGAGCGUACAAGAUCGGGGAAAGGGCAGGUCAUCGAUUCAAGUAUGGUGGAAGGUGCUGCGUACCUUGGGUCCUUUGUAUGGAAGUCGCAGAGCUUAGGAUUGUGGAGCAGACCUCGAGGGGAGAACCUGCUGGAUGGUGGAGCGCCGUUCUAUAGCACAUACAUGACUGCAGAUGGAAAAUACAUGGCUGUGGGGGCUAUCGAGCCUCAGUUCUAUAAAGAACUCUUGAAGGGACUUGAUCUCGAUUCCUCUGACCUUCCUAAUCAGAUGAGCUUCUCCGACUGGCCUGAAAUGAAAAAGCAAUUUACCGAAAAGUUUUUAGAGAAAUCUCAGGAGCAGUGGUGUGAGGUUUUCGAUGGCAUGGAUGCCUGCGUGACGCCCGUCUUAUCCUUUGACGAUGUCGCAGCGCAUGAACACAAUAAAGAGCGAGGAUCUUUCUUCUGUAAUGAUGAAGGCGAAGUGAGUCCUCGGCCCGCCCCGCUUCUCUCCAGGACACCCGCAGCGCCUUGCCCUAGCAGGGAUCCUUUGAUCGGUGAACAUACCCUUGAAGUGCUGGCAGAAUACGGCUUCAGCGCUAAAGAGAUUUCUGCUCUUCAGACUUCUGGAGUGAUCGCAUGCAGUAACCCGAAAUCCCAACUAUAGUCUCCUGUCCUGGGAAAGACAUGUAAUUUAAAUUUAACAUUUUGCACAAUACUGUUAAUUUUUGCAAAAAUAAUUUUCAAAGAUAUAUAUUGUUGUCUUUCAAAAAUAAGAAAUGAGAUUGAAAUAAAAUCUGUAUAUAUUUUU
Messenger RNA from Hyla sarda, 1560 nucleotides. RefSeq names its product alpha-methylacyl-CoA racemase (gene AMACR). Gene Ontology annotation, biological process: bile acid metabolic process. Gene Ontology annotation, cellular component: mitochondrion. The coding region runs from base 268 to 1416 and encodes 382 amino acids. The record is from RefSeq and is a predicted model, not a curated record. Gene Ontology annotation, molecular function: alpha-methylacyl-CoA racemase activity. Lineage: Eukaryota; Metazoa; Chordata; Amphibia; Anura; Hylidae. The transcript is spliced from 6 exons.